CCAGUGGCCUUGGGUCGAUAGGACAGGCCAAAGAUGGGUCGCGUCAUUCGUGGCCAGCGUAAGGGUGCUGGGUCCGUGUUCAGGAGCCACAACACCCACCGCAAGGGCGCGGCCAAGAUCCGCAAGCUCGACGCCGCGGAGCGCAAUGGCUACAUCAAGGGCGUGGUGACCGAGGUCCUGCACGACCCCGGCCGCGGCGCUCCCCUGGCGCGGGUACACUUCCGCCACACCGUGCGGUACGCCACCGACAAGCAGCUGUUCAUCGCGGCGGAGGGCGUGUACAGCGGGCAGUACAUCUACUGCGGCAAGAAGGCCACCCUCAACAUCGGCAACGUCAAGCCGGUGGGCGACAUGCCCGAGGGUACCAUCAUCUGCAACGUGGAGGAGAAGGCGGGCGACCGCGGCAGCCUUGCGCGCUGCUCCGGCGACUAUGCCAUCGUGGUGGCGCACAACCCCGACGCUGGCAUCACCCGCAUCAAGCUGCCCUCGGGCUCCAAGAAGGUGGUGAGCAGCGAGUGCCGCGCGACGGUGGGCCAGGUGUCUGGCGGCGGGCGCACGGAGAAGCCGAUGCUGAAGGCGGGGCGCAGCUACCACAAGUUCCGCGUGAAGCGCAACAGCUGGCCCAAGGUGCGUGGUGUGGCCAUGAACCCUGUGGAGCAUCCCCACGGCGGCGGUAACCACCAGCACAUCGGUCACGCCUCCACGGUGCGCCGCGACGCGCCGCCCGGCCAGAAGGUCGGCCUCAUCGCCGCCCGCAGGACAGGUCGCAUCCGCGGUACCUCCAUGGUCAAGCCGGACAAGGAGUAGGCGGCAGCAGCAGCGUCGGCUCAGGAGGAGUGCCUCGGCGCCCGACGCGGCGCGCCAGCCACGGCGGUGGCUGGCGUGCCGGCCGCGGCGCGGGCGUCGGCGGCAGCGUGCAGCCGCGCGGCUGCGCCUGCCGCCAUUGGAAAGAAGCAUACUGUGCUUCGGAGUCCCGUGCAGGCAGCACGCUGCCAGGGAACAAGCAAUGUAACCACACAGUCGCC
Messenger RNA from Chlorella variabilis, 1025 nucleotides. RefSeq lists its product as hypothetical. The record is from RefSeq and is a predicted model, not a curated record. Gene Ontology annotation, molecular function: structural constituent of ribosome; RNA binding. The transcript is spliced from 8 exons. Gene Ontology annotation, cellular component: ribosome; cytosolic large ribosomal subunit. NCBI's taxonomy places the organism in Eukaryota, Viridiplantae, Chlorophyta, Trebouxiophyceae, Chlorellales, Chlorellaceae. Gene Ontology annotation, biological process: cytoplasmic translation. The coding region runs from base 34 to 807 and encodes 257 amino acids.